AUGUCGGAGCUCAAGGACCAUUCAACUUCUGCUACUGAGAUGGGGGAGAAGCAGAUCAUAUCUCAACCGCCUGCUUCGGAACGCGAUGAGGAAUCGGUAUCUUGGACGGCUGAGGAGGAGAGGAAGGUCCUGCGGAAGCUCGAUUUCUUCCUAAUGCCAUUGCUUGUCCUCGGCUUCUUCGUCCUCCAGCUUGACCGCAGCAACAUCUCCAACGCCCUGACAGACACAUUGACGGAGGAUCUCGGCAUCACCUCCAACGAUGUGAAUCUGGGCAACCAAUUGAUGCUUGCGGGCAUCAUCAUCUUUGAGCUGCCUUCCAACAUUCUGCUCCAGAAAGUCGGCGCUCCUAUCUGGCUCACUGCGCAGAUGGGCAUCUGGGGCACCAUCGCCCUGACCCAGGCUUGGUGUACGAACAUCCACUCCUUUUACGCCACACGGUUUCUGCUAGGCGCAUUCGAAGGCGGUUACGUCCCAGGUGGCCAGUACAUGCUCUCCCUGUUCUACACCCGGAAGGAGCUCGCGCUCAGGACGGCAAUUUUUUACUUUGGGAAUUACUUUGCCACUGCAACAGGCUCUUUGAUAGCAGCUGGUGUCCUUAGCCUUGCCGGGUCGAACGGCCUUUCGGGAUGGCAGUGGCUUUUCAUCGUCGAAGGAAUUAUCACCCUCGGCGUCUUCCUCAUCUUCAUCCUCUUCCUCCCCCGCAGCCCCACCCACACCCGCCCCAUCCACAACCUCUGGGACCCCUUCACCCCCCACGACCGCACCAUCCUCACCGCCCGCCUGGCUUCUUCCAACACCACCACCGACAAAGCGCCCCUCAGCUGGACGCACAUCCGCGCCGCCCUCCUCGACCCCCUCCUCUGGCUCCACCUCUUCCUCAACAUGGCCAGCCUGGCCCCCAAAGGCGGCCUGCAGCUCUACGGGCCCUCCGUCAUCAAAGCCCUCGGCUUCACCAAGACGAAGGCCAACGCCCUCAACUCCGUCUCCAGCUUCCUCGUCGUCGUCUUCUCCUUCGCCAUCUCCUACGCCUCCGACGCCACCAAGCUGCGCGGGCCGUGGUGCAUCGUCGCCUUCGCCUGGUCCAUCGCCUUCGCCGGCGCGCUGUACGGGUUGCCGCUCAGCGCCGGGAAGUGGACGCGGUAUUGGGUUUUUACGUUUCUGGGAAGCGGGAAUGCGUUGGCGCAGGGGCUGAACGAUGCGUGGUUGAGCGUUAAUGCGGGGACGCCGCAGAAGAGGAGUGUGGGGCUGGCGUUUGUCGUUAUCGGGAGUAAUUUGGGGGGCUUGGCUGGGCAGCAGAUGUUUCGGGAGGAGGAUAAGCCGAGGUAUCGGAGGGCGUUUUUGGCGAUACUAGGGUUGUAUGUCGCGUCGAUUGUUAUUACGUGUGCGGUUAUGGCGAGUUAUUGGUGGGUUAAUAGGAGGAUUGAGGAGGGGGGUGAGGGGCAGGAGGGUGAAGGCGGUGGUGAGGGUGGUGAGGGGAGGAGGGUUCGGUGUCAGCUUUAG
Lasiodiplodia theobromae is the source of this 1500-nucleotide messenger RNA. RefSeq names its product Alternative sulfate transporter. Gene Ontology annotation, cellular component: membrane. Bases 1 to 1500 code for a protein of 499 amino acids. The record is from RefSeq and is a predicted model, not a curated record. Gene Ontology annotation, molecular function: transmembrane transporter activity. The transcript is spliced from 3 exons. Gene Ontology annotation, biological process: transmembrane transport. Lineage: Eukaryota; Fungi; Ascomycota; Dothideomycetes; Botryosphaeriales; Botryosphaeriaceae.